UCAAAACAAGCAAUGAUGAAAUUUCUUCAUCUAAAGAUACUUUUCCUUUGUCUUCUUUUAGAUGUGAUCUUUGCAGCAAAACCGUGUACAAAUAUUCCACCAUUUCUCAACCGUUUACGAGAUGGUGUUGAUAUAACCAAACUUGACCUACUACCAUUAGGUUUGGUCAGCAACGACGGAUUCAGAAAUCCUGUGAUUGAUUAUACCUGUGACUUCAAUAUCACAAGAAACUUGGAUGGGAUUUUAUACAGCAUACCAGACCAAGUUUGGAGUAUUGUAAAUAUUCCGAAUGGAUUACUAGAUACCCACGUUGAAAUACACAAGAACAGUCAUAGCUUUAAAAAUUCCCUGGCAGUAAAAGUUGAUAUCAAAGUUUUUGGAGGAUUAUUUUCUUCAAGCUUGACAUACAAGAAAGUACAAAGCUAUUUCAGCAGUGGGUCAAAGUAUGUUGAAGAUUUGACUUCCCAUACAGCUGGGUAUAAAGUGAACAUGAUGCCGGAAUGGGGACUUGAAUUCGGUCAAUUUGCUAAAAUUUAUAUCGAAAAAUUCUUGCCACAACAUUUGAAUGAUACUACUAUUACGAAGUACAUGAGAUUCAUUGAAACCUUUGGAACACAUUACUUUAAACAAGGCCGAUUUGGAGGUAUACUGCGACUGUUCCUAGCCACCGAUAAAAGUUACUUCAGGAAAGGCUCGGAAAAGAAGGUCGAGAUAGAGGCGAAAUCAAUAUUCAAAAAGAUUCUAAACAUUGGUGGAAAGUUUUCUAUGAGUACAAAAAGUGAUGAUUCGAAAUUUGCGGAGGCUUCAAGGAAGAUUGUAAGAUAUUAUGGAGGGAAGACUAAUUUACUAGCAGAAGAUGGUAUUUCUACAUGGCAACCAACAGUAUUAAAAAAUCCUUGGCUUUACGGAGGGGGUUUGGUAGAAAUAUCUGGAAUGGUUGAAGAUGAUACCAAGCGGCUGUCCAUGCAAAAGGCCGUUCAGAUUUAUACCGACAAAGCAUAUCUUAAAGAACUGUUGCCGGAAUUUAAAGCUCGUUUUACAAAACAAAAUUGGAGAAAAGUUAACAUCUUGCCAUUUAUUCAUAGAGCGAUGGAAUUGUUGCAAAAGCCUAUACCUAUACACAGUAAAGUAAUAACGCUAGUAAGAAUGAUUUCACCUGCUCCUGAUUGGUACAAAGAUAUACGAUUGUGUUUUCAAUGGACAUACCUUUACCAGAAAUCACAGAAAUGUAACGAAGGACAAAUAAGACAGAGUUGCGAAAAACCCGGGUAUAGUCCAAAUAGAUAUUUAUAUCUAUCUGCUCAUAAAGUAACUGAUAAAGAUAACCAAGAUCUUACUUGCCCUGUACAAUGGGGAUUUUUUUCUUUUGGGUACGAAAUCUGGUUUAGAAAUUUUGGAUUGUGUUUCAGAUGGAAUGAUUAUAUAAAUGCAGGAAUUGGAAAAUGUGGUAAAGCAAAAAAUGAAACAGUUUGCGGACAAUUAAACUCGUUUGUUUCCAUAUCAUUGAGUAAUAUAGACAAUUCUGACUGUCAUAUGGAGUGGAUGUUGUCGAUCCCUAAACCAUCUCCACUAUGGCUGCAAAAUACCAAAAUUAUGAUGCAGUAUACGUGUCAAAGUGUAAAACGGGUACGUGGUAGAACACUUUACGAAUAUAAAUAUACGUAUGCAGAUGCCAGUCGAUUUAGAGAUAUCACUCCUAGCUUAUAUAUCAAAGGGCAUCGUUGUGUUUGUUUUGUGAAAUCGUUUGGAAUCACUCAUCCUGAUUACCCUUCAUACUAUUAUAGAUAUUUGAAUUGA
Messenger RNA from Mytilus trossulus (common blue mussel), 1797 nucleotides. RefSeq names its product perivitellin-2 67 kDa subunit-like. The transcript is spliced from 4 exons. The coding region runs from base 13 to 1797 and encodes 594 amino acids. The record is from RefSeq and is a predicted model, not a curated record. NCBI's taxonomy places the organism in Eukaryota, Metazoa, Mollusca, Bivalvia, Mytilida, Mytilidae.